CAUAUUACUGAAAGAAAUCUACAAUAUAUUUUCGAGGACCUGUUAGGAAAGAAAUUCCCAUCCUGUAGACCAUCAUUUUUGAAUGAAAUGCAUUUGGAUGGUUAUAACGAGGAAUUGCACCUUGCUUUUAAAUUUCAGGAUCCUCAACACUAUUAUCUUAAUUUAAUGUUUCAUAGGAGAGGGGGUAUAGAUUUGGAGGAACAAAAUCACGAGAUCAGAAGAAGCAGGAUAUAUGCAAAGAGCAAG
Funneliformis geosporum is the source of this 246-nucleotide messenger RNA. The record is from the annotation of a GenBank genome assembly. NCBI's taxonomy places the organism in Eukaryota, Fungi, Glomeromycota, Glomeromycetes, Glomerales, Glomeraceae.